AAACUGGGAAACCUCAAAACCUCAAAAGAGAAAUGCAGAGAAGCGCCAAUGCUCGCUUUUUCAAACGACUGAAAUGGCGCUCUCUACAAACUACAAAGCCGCCCCCACUCUCCGCCUCAGCCUUCAAGCCCCUCUCUAUUCUAUCCCUCUCUCUCUCUCUUUCUGGACCCAGAAGCCGAACUAAGGAUUAACUGGGUCUUCUUACUGCCAUGGCUGAUCAGGAGGCAAGUGUCCGCAUCACUCGCGCUGCGAAGAAGAGGGCCGCGGUUGCCAUGGCUGAUGAGCAGACGUACACCAAGAAGAGAGUGGUGUUGGGGGAGCUUAAGAAUGUCUCGAACAUCUCCGUUCCGGUUGACACGACUUCUGGCGCAGAGCAACAGAAGCCGAAAUGUCGAAGCAAGUCAAAGAAAGUCAAGAAUCCUGUGACGGCGGCGACGACGAAGACUACUAAAAAACCGGUGGAUACGGUGGCAACGGACUCGGAUGGCAAAUCGGAUGACCCGCAGAUGUGCCAUUCUUACGUCUCCGAGAUACAUGAGUACCUACGCGAGAUGGAGGCGGAUCCGCGGAGAAGACCUUUACCCAAUUAUAUUGAAAGCGUUCAGAAGGAUAUCAAUGCUAAUAUGAGGGGUAUACUAGUGGAUUGGUUGGUGGAGGUUGCAGAGGAGUACAAGCUCGUUUCAGACACUCUGUAUCUCUCCAUUUCCUAUAUCGAUAGAUUCCUGUCUUUGAAUGUUCUUAACAGGCAAAAGCUUCAGCUAUUGGGUGUUUCUGCAAUGCUUAUUGCCUCAAAGUAUGUAGAGAUUAGUCCUCCGCAUGUGGAAGAAUUUUGUUACAUUACGGAUAACACUUAUAAGAAGGAAGAGGUGGUGAACAUGGAGGCUGAUCUACUCAAGUCCCUUAAGUUUGAAGUUGGCAACCCUACAAUAAAGACAUUUCUAAGACGAUUCAAUAGAGUUGCUCAAGAGACUUAUAAAACUACCAAUCUUCAAUUGGAAUUCCUUGGCUACUACCUUGCUGAGCUAAGCUUGUUAGAUUACAAUUGCGUAAAAUUUUUGCCUUCUUUGGUUGCUGCAUCUGUUAUGUUUGUGGCAAGAUUUAUAAUUCGGCCAAAGACGCUUCCUUGGUGUUCGGCCCUGGAAAAAAACUCUGGAUACAGACCGGCUGACUUAAAAGAAUGUGUUCUUACCAUACAUGACUUGUAUCUAAGUAGAAGAGGAGGUGCUUUACAAGCAGUAAGAGAGAAAUAUAAGCAGCAUAAGUUCAAAUGUGUGGCGACCAUGCCUUCAUCUCCAGAAAUACCAGCUUCUUUUUUUGAGGAUGUUAAAGAAUGACAGGUAGAUUGGCAAUUAGGAUAUGGCUUUUGAAAGAGUGAGCUAUGAUUUAACUGCUUGAGACAACCGUGCAAGUGGAAAGGAAGUGUCCUUAACUGAAGAAGAUUGGGUUUCUGUUGCUUUGGUUUGUCAUUAUUGAUUGGAGGUUCUGCAAAGUGAAAAUCUGGCUAUGAGCUGCAGUGAUGUUACUAAUGUCUAAUGUAGUGAUGAUAGUUGGUGAUUUCCAGAUAGUAUCUGAAUGCCUUGGAUAACAUGAAUUUCCACUAA
Molecule: messenger RNA, 1601 nt
Organism: Juglans regia (Persian walnut)
Lineage: Eukaryota; Viridiplantae; Streptophyta; Magnoliopsida; Fagales; Juglandaceae
Product: putative cyclin-A3-1
Exons: 8
Coding region: 210-1334 (374 amino acids)
Biological process (GO): mitotic cell cycle phase transition; regulation of cyclin-dependent protein serine/threonine kinase activity
Cellular component (GO): nucleus; cyclin-dependent protein kinase holoenzyme complex; cytoplasm
Molecular function (GO): cyclin-dependent protein serine/threonine kinase regulator activity
Source: RefSeq, a predicted model, not a curated record